Messenger RNA from Pestalotiopsis fici W106-1, 1602 nucleotides. RefSeq lists its product as uncharacterized. The transcript has 3 exons. Gene Ontology annotation, molecular function: myo-inositol:proton symporter activity. The record is from RefSeq and is a predicted model, not a curated record. Gene Ontology annotation, cellular component: membrane. Lineage: Eukaryota; Fungi; Ascomycota; Sordariomycetes; Amphisphaeriales; Sporocadaceae. The coding region runs from base 1 to 1602 and encodes 533 amino acids. Gene Ontology annotation, biological process: transmembrane transport.
AUGUCAAGCCAAAGCCUCGAGAAACCGGCCAUUGGCCAUGACUCAAAGGACAGCGCCGAGCAUCUCGAGUUCCAGGUUGCUGGCAUCAAUAACAUUAGCAAUGACGCACUCGACAACCUCGACACUAUAGAACUCACAAAGACGGGCUUUUAUUCAUGGCUUGUGUCCAUUACAGCUGCCAUUGGCGGUUUGCUCUUUGGUUACGAUACUGGCAUCAUUGCGGCUGCUCUACUGUACAUUGGAAAUGACCUCAACACGUCCCUCACGUCGCAAGACAAGGAGCUCAUCACAUCCAUCACCUCUGGAGGUGCCUUUCUUGGCGCCAUUUUUGCCGGAACAACUGCCGAUAGAUAUGGACGAAAGAUUGCCAUUUACGUCGGAUGCGUACUCUUCACCGUCGGGGCCAUCUUGCAAGCCGCGUCGUUUUCGCUGGCCCAGAUGGUCGUCGGCCGCUUGGUCGUCGGCUUUGGCGUCGGCUCCGCGGCCAUGAUUGUGCCCCUCUACAUUGCCGAAGUCUCGCCCGCCAAGUACCGCGGCCGCAUGAUUGGCCUCGACAACAUGUCCAUCACCGGAGGUCAGCUCAUCAGCUACGGCGUCGGAGCCGGUUUCGCCCCGGUCCGCGGGGGCUGGCGAUACAUGGUCGGCGGAGGAGCCAUCCCCGCUCUGGUCCUCGGCGUCCUGCUCAUGUUCUGCCCCGAGUCGCCCAGACAGCUCAUCAUGCACGGCAAGCAGGACGAGGCCAAAGUUGUCAUUCGAAAGAUCUUCCCUCAUGGUUCUGAAGAGGAGGUUGAGAACAAGGUCAAGCUCAUCUCCUACCACGUCGAGCAGUCCAAGCAGUUGAAUGCUGGAAAGUCGCAGUGGUGGAUCUUGAAGCAGCUGUAUGUGGUUCCGGCAAACUUCAGGGCUCUGCUAUCUGCUUGCACUCUCAUGGCCAUUUCUCAACUCUGCGGUUUCAACUCUCUCAUGUACUAUUCUCCUACAAUUUUUGCUCAGAUUGGUUUCAGUAAUCCCGUUGCCGUCGGAACCAUUAUCGCGGGUGUCAACUUCUUCUUUACCUUUGUCAACCUCAUUGCCGUCGACCGCAUUGGCCGCCGCCGAAUUCUGCUCUGCACCGUGCAAUUCAUGGGAAUUUUCCUCGUUGUAGCAGCCGUCGCCUUUCACUACAUUCCAAUGAACAAGGACCUCACCAUUGUCGAGGGGGCUUCAAUCGGAUGGCAGGCAAAUCUGGUGUUGGCUUCCAUGAUCUUCUUUGUCGCCUUCUACUCGUCGGGUAUCGGAAACACGGCUUGGCUCAGCAGCGAGUUUUACCCCCUGGAAGUCCGAUCCAUGGGAACCAUGAUGUUGACCAUGACUUGUUGGGGCGCAAAUAUCAUUGUGGCAUCUACCUUUUUGACUCAGAUGGAGAAUACCACGCCUUCUGGUGCCUUUGGCUUUUAUGCAGCUAUAUGCCUUCUUGGAUAUGUUUGCAUCUACUUUGGCUACCCCGAGGUUGCUGGAAUGACUCUCGAGGAUAUUCGGGUCAUCUUCCAACAUGGAUUCGGUGUCAAGAAGGCGCGAGAGAUUCAGAAGCAAAUGAAGGCGCAGCGUACCUCGAAAGCUUGA